AUUACAUCGUUAAACGAGUCUGACGAUCGCGUGCAUGUAUUUUCCACAAACUAUUUUCUGAAAAUACUGUUUUCUCGUCACCAUCUGCGAGUGCGUGUAAUUUAUUUUAAUAUAAUAAUGGCGUUAUGUAGUGUGACAAAAUUCUGCAAAAAUAAGUGUUGUGCGAGUGUAUUUGGAACAUCUACACUUCCAGCGAUGUAAGAAAUCUUAUAUUAUACAUUAAUGUGAUCAAAUGGACCAAGAACAGGCUUACGCCAGGUUAUGCCAUGUCCGGAGCGGAGUAACUAGUUGAAGAAUAAAAAGUAUUAAUAUGUUUCGUUCAAUCUACAAGUUAUCAACACAUUUCAACAACCGCUGCGUAAUGGGAAUUUUAUCCAGAGGUAUAGCUGAAAAGCAUCCUAGUAUGGAAAAUUAUUUCAAAGGCAAAAGCUUCAUCGUGACAGGAGCAGGUGCAGGUAUGGGAAAAGUGAUUACUGGAAGAUUAUUAGGUUUGGAUGCGCAUGUAUUCGCAAUCGGAAGAGAUAUAGAAAGUCUACCGUGUAAAGCUGAACAAAAAAUGACCAGAAUAACCGUGGACAUUGGUGAUUGGGAGUCAACUUAUUGUAAAAUCUUAGAAAUUGGGCCUGUCCAUGGUUUAGUAAACAACGCCGGAGUGGCACACAUUGAACCUUUUUUGGAGACGACACAACACGGAUGGGAUGAUACAUUAAACGUUAACUCCAGAGGAGUGGUAAGAGCAAGCCAAGCUGCGGCUAAAAAUAUGAUUUCUGAAAAAAUCAAAGGGUCAAUAGUCAACGUAUCAUCUACUAUAUCUGAGCGAGCAAUACCAGAUCAUGUAUCAUAUUGCGCAUCUAAAGGAGCUUUGAACCAAAUUACAAGGACAAUGGCAAUAGAAUUAGGACCUCAUGGCAUAAGAACAAACAAUGUUAAUCCCACUGUUGUAUUGACCAAGAUGGGGAAGAUAGCAUGGUCAGAUCCAAAGAAGUCAGGACCGAUUAUGGAUAGAAUACCAUUAGGAAGAUUUGCAGUACCUAAUGAUGUUGCUAAUGCAGUGAUAUUUCUAUUGAGCGACUAUUCAACAAUGAUAAAUGGCCUGAAUUUAUAUGUGGAUGGCGGUUAUAUGACUUCAUAAAUAUUUCGGUAUUAAUGUUGAAAGUAAUAAAAUAAUUAUAUAAUAUAAGAUCCUACAAUAAAAUCUGUUUAAAUUGUAAUGA
Molecule: messenger RNA, 1214 nt
Organism: Aphis gossypii (cotton aphid)
Lineage: Eukaryota; Metazoa; Arthropoda; Insecta; Hemiptera; Aphididae
Product: L-xylulose reductase-like
Exons: 6
Coding region: 311-1132 (273 amino acids)
Biological process (GO): glucose metabolic process; xylulose metabolic process
Molecular function (GO): carbonyl reductase (NADPH) activity; L-xylulose reductase (NADPH) activity
Source: RefSeq, a predicted model, not a curated record